This is a messenger RNA of Esox lucius (northern pike), 4280 nucleotides long. It is a transcript of the gene lrif1, whose product is annotated as ligand dependent nuclear receptor interacting factor 1. The record is from RefSeq and is a predicted model, not a curated record. Gene Ontology annotation, molecular function: nuclear retinoic acid receptor binding. The transcript is spliced from 4 exons. The coding region runs from base 554 to 3814 and encodes 1086 amino acids. Gene Ontology annotation, biological process: regulation of DNA-templated transcription. NCBI's taxonomy places the organism in Eukaryota, Metazoa, Chordata, Actinopteri, Esociformes, Esocidae.
UCCAUUCUUGAACGUUCACCCUGGUAACGUUUCUCGAAAGUGUAACGCAAAAGAAAGAAAUGUACGGAAAUUGGUAGAAGACAAGCCAACUAGCUUGCUUAUAAGAGUUAGUUUUGGCAAGUGAAAUUACAGUAUAUUCCAACAGAAAUUACUGCCUAUGACGGAUGGUAUUUAUGUUAGGUGAGUUAACGGUAGUUGGCCAGCAAAUUACACGUACAGGGCGAAUGCAACGUAGCUAGCUAGCGUUACUCUAAUAAACAAACGUUAGAUGGUCCAACCUAGGCUAACGUUAGGUAGCUAUCUUACCGAUGUAUAACCACGUUACAAGACAUUAGCUAGCUAGCCAACGGUGUUACCAGACAUUUGGAUUAGCCAUGAAUAUGCUUGAUUUAAAAGAAAACAAAGGGAGAAUGCUGCUUUUCGGUUUUAUUAAUAGGCUUGAUAUAAUGUAAAAGGCAGCAAAGAGACAUAUGCUUUCACUGCUUCAUACUGCGGACUUUGAGUGGUUUGGUUAGACAAGAUAACGUUAGAAAUUUAUCUACCUUGGAUAACGAUGAGUAACUUGAAGCAGGUGUCAUACAAUAAUCAAGGUAAAACAACGGCAUCUCAAGGCGCUGGUCUCAGUGGGACAGGUGUCUUUUACCAAGCCAUGCCAGCUGUGGGAACUGAUGGGAGAAAUGUUAUGAAACUGAUCCCUGUCCAAAAAGUGAAUGGGCAGUUUGUUCGAUUACCAACAAAUACCAUAAAGGGCACUGAACAUCAAGGAGAUUUGACCUUAAAUCUGUCAUCAAUGUCAAAGGGUAAUACACCUACUUCGGGGUCCACAGCUAGAGGACAAUUUAGGAAUAAAUCGCCAACUCCUCAAAUCCUUAGUACCUCCCCAAAACCUCCCAGUCUGACAACCGGAAUAUAUCCUUCUGUGCGCAUCCACACUCCUAUAGUAACAUCAAAGUUAACCCAACAAACAGGACCCUUGACGUCACCUGAGCUGACCUGCAAGAAGACAUUAGGCGUAACACUUAAAAAACAGCUGCCAGUCACUGUGAAAUCCCCAGUGCUUCCAAAUGGACAGUAUCUUCAAAUUCCCCCUAAUGCUCAAGUCAAAACCCUCCCAGCAUCUGCACUCCCCCCAGCUAUAAAAAGACAGAUAUUUACUUCAUCAAUGACCUGUGUCUCAAAAUCACCAAUGGUUCUUUAUGUGUCCCCUGUCCAAACCAUGAAACAAGGUGGUACUCCACUGUGUUCAACAUCACAGAAGGCAGUCCUCUCCCUCAGCCGUAUCCAAGGGUCAUCUGGCCAGACGGUUUCUACAUGCUCAACACAGUGUUCAACGACUUCCAAGGAUAGCAGACCACCAGUCACUCCUAUUAAGUGGGUGAUUGAGGAGGCGGAUGGCUCACCUGCUCCAUGCCUUGUUCCUGUGAAAUCCACUUCAGUGACCUCAGAAAUUCUGAAAACUCUGGCAAAAAUGGAAAACGCCCAAAAAACUGGUGAAAACCCACCAAAAAUGUCUUUGUCUACCCAAGAGAGUGAGACAAAAAUUGGCCAAGCGAAGGACAAUGCCUUGGUGAUGUACAAUGGGAAGGUGUAUUUUGUGGCCAAAAAAACUCCUGAGCUUUGUAACCGACCCUCAGAACCUUUGGAGGGCAGUAGAAAUGUGGGUGAUUCCUCCACACAUACAACUGAAAGUCUUGGAUUCAACCAGAAAAUCUUACCACCCUCCAUACCACCAACCUCCUCAUUUGGAUCACAAUUGUCUAGUGCAACCAGACGAGACCCAAAUCACAUUGUCAUACCAGAUGACAUAAUUGACUUAUGUGACGAUGACCCCCAGGAUGAUCUCACAUGCCAGGCAGUAUCAACAAAGGACAUAACAGAGCAAUCUUUUACACGGUCUGAAGUUGAUGAGGAUGAAGACUCCAAUGUAAUAUUUGUAUCAUACCUUCCACCCAAAAAAGUCUCUAAAGUAGGGGAGGACAAAGUAGUGACUCAUAUGCUAGAUGACUUAGAAACCGAACAAGAAGUGUUCCAAUGUAAUUUGAAUAACCUGGUAGAGGACAGUCAGAACAAAGUAUCCGUUGUUUCAGCAGAAAGGUGUCGGAGCGUUGGCAAGGCACAAGAAAUUGCAGGCUGUCAAAGGACUGCAGCAGUUCAAGAAUUAAUCUCCCAUCAGCAAAACAUAAUUGCUACAGGACUAAAGAAUAUUAAAGGUGAUGCCACCAGCUUGGAAAGGGGAAGCAGUCAGCCCAGUGGCUCUAACCAAGAAAUGGUGAAUGUCCAGAGUGAUGCCACUGACCAGGGAAUUCGAAACAACAGUGCUGCCACACAAGAAAAUAUUCCUGGAAAUACCUCUCUUCAGCUAGAAAUGGAGGCACUCAAAGAAAAAAGCUCAUCAGACUUCAUCCACGAGCAGCGAAGAUCCAUGUUGAACCAGGACUCCCUGAAAACCUGUGAUCGCCUGCUGAAACAGAUGUUUGGGAUCAAAUCCGAUGUGAAAAUAUGUUUGGAGAGGGUUGAUGCUAAACCUUUGGCUAUCCCCAAGGUGUUUCCUUGGAUUGGAACAACAAACAAACGUACCAUAGAGGCUAUUCGCAAACUGUUACAGGGAUCCAAAAUCGUGGUAAAAAAAAGGGAACAUAAGGAAACAGAGCUUCAUGCAACUAAGAACAAUGAUAGUUUUGUAAAAGAUGCUAAAAUACAGAAAAUAGAAAAAGUUGAAAAAGCAUCUGAAAAUUUAGGAAAGUCCCUUAAUUGUCCUCAGUUGGACAUGCAGCUCCACUCUAGUCCAACUCCUCAGCUGGACAUGCAGAUCCUCAUCAGUCCAACUCCUCAGCUAGACCUGCAGGUCCUAACCAACCCAACUCCUCAGCAAGACAUGGAUGUCCUAACCAACCCAACUCCUCAGCAAGACAUGGAUGUCCUAACCAAUCCAGCUCCUCAGCAAGACAUGGAUGUCCUAACCAAUCCAGCUCCUCAGCAAGACAUGGAUGUCCUAAUCAAUCCAACUACUCAGCAAGACAUGGAUGUCCUAAUCAAUCCAACUCCUCAGCAAGACAUGGAUGUCCUAACCAAUCCAACUCCACAGCAAGACAUGGAUGUCCUAACCAAUCCAACUCCACAGCAAGACAUGGAUGUCCUAACUAAUCCAGCUCCACAGCUGGAGAGGCAGCACCUCACCAGUAUGAGUCCCCAGUUGGACAUGUUAUCUGAUGCUGAACAGAUAUUUGGCUAUGAGGAACCAACGGUCAGUGAAUUAAUUUCCAACACAAUCAAAGAGGUCUCUUCCAAACCUCUAACAGAUCACCAUCCAGUUCAUAUUUCAAAAAGAAGCUCAAACACACCGGUUCCAUCUAUCCACACAGAAACAAACAUUGAAGCUAUGGAUUCUCUGCCUGGGCUCUGCUGUAGCACAGCAAAUAAUAUUAAGACAAACUCUAGAAGAAGGGGAAAAGGGAGAAGAUGCACAGCGUGUCCAUGUGGGGUGAUUGGAACACUAGUGCCAGAAAAAGCAAUGUGCUCAUUAUCCACUUCACAUGAGGAUCCUGGUUCAUUUAAACCAGUGAAACAAAAGGGUAGGAAGUCCAUAAAGUUUCAAAUAGAAGAUAAAGAGUCACCAUCUGUGGAAGUGCAGUUUCCUUCAACUGUUACUAAGCAUGGAAGUAGUACAGCUGGAGAGAUCCCAAUGAAUUACUUCUGCUCUGCAGCACCCAUGGACCCUGAAGAAAUCAAGCGAUAUGAGAAAAUCAAACGACUGAAAGAGCUCUUGAAGGAGAAGGAGGCUGCUCUCGCCAUGAUUAGGAAGAACAUGGGCUAAGCUGAAGAGGAUUAAGUCCCUUUCCAAAUUCCAAUAUGUAUUGCAAAACUCCAGGCUUGUAGUACGCAGAUUUUUUUAGAUUAAUAUUCACAUUAUUUAAGGUCUAUUCCUUGCAAGGACAUUCCAAAAGGCAACAAUUUCAGGAAUAAGAUUUAUGGCGAGGGCUUUUUGUAGCAGACCAGGGCACUGAAAAUAUGUUGAUACCUUGGCUAAGCAUCUUUUUAGAAAAUAUUUGUAAAAUGUUUGUGUUUUUGUAUUUCUGCCUUUCCCACUUAUGCUCCUAGGUUUUCUAUAGUUUCUGCAAAGAUGGAACAUAAUUCUAUCCACAAACAGCAUGCAGAUUCUUGAUGACUCCCUUGAAAGUAAUUUAUUUAUAGUGGGCUUAUUUAAUAUAUACAUUUGGUUUGGUAUGCAUAUGUGUUUUUCUGUUUACAAAUCAAAAUACUGUAAAUAAAAAUAAUAAUAC